Saccostrea cuccullata (small rock oyster) is the source of this 1260-nucleotide messenger RNA. RefSeq lists its product as uncharacterized. The coding region runs from base 297 to 1142 and encodes 281 amino acids. The record is from RefSeq and is a predicted model, not a curated record. Lineage: Eukaryota; Metazoa; Mollusca; Bivalvia; Ostreida; Ostreidae. The transcript has 4 exons. Gene Ontology annotation, cellular component: extracellular region.
ACAGAUUCCCCAGUGUAAUAUUCAACCAUUAUCAGGGAAAGGGAAGCAUCAUCUCCUUACAGAACACAGUAACAAGAUGAAUGGAGCCUAAAUGUACAUGUAUACAGUUUUUACCAGAUACAAGAAACCAGUGUGGUUAUGAACAGACUAAUGGUGAACUGUUUGACCCUACAAGAGAGAGAGAUUUGUAAAGGAUUCAGUACUCAGUGUAAAGAGAGAUCUCCCUGACUGAAGAAAUCCACACGGGAUUCUGUUAUAAACCAUCAGGAUAAAGAAAUAGAUGUCUGCUGUCAAUAAUGUAUAGAAUAGUGUACCAGAAAUCUGUCACCGUGUCUGGUGUUAGUCGGUGUUAUCACAUUUCCCGUGUUACAUCAGACCGGGUCUGGAUCAGUGAUACUAAAGGCAAUCUUAUACUGACAAACACAAAAGGAGAAGAACUAGAUCAUGUGACAGAUAGAGGUAGUGAUGAUGGAGGACACACUGUGGACUCUAAUGGUGAUCUAAUUUAUAUAGACAGGAAUUAUAACAUCAAUAAACUGUCUACAGAGAACAAAGACAAGACUACAAUAAUAAAGUACAACAAACCAUGGAGACCACGGAGUGUCUACAGCUCCCCCUCCACUGGAGACCUGCUGGUCGUGAUGUAUAGACGUGAUACAUGGACAUAUACAGGCCAGGUAGUGCGGUAUAACUCCACAGGAGAAAACAUCCAGACCAUACAGCCCCGCGACAUCAUCACAGGUCAGGGACUGUAUAGAUUACCUCUCUACAUCACAGAGAACCGCAAUGGAGAUGUUAUUGUGUCUGACCCUCUCUGUGUUGCUGUAGUGGUAACAGAUCGUGACGGUAAUUACCGAUUCUCCUACACAUGUCAUACAUCAGGAUCAGUACUAUUACCAAGUGGAAUCUGUACUGACGCGCUGUCACACAUCCUGCUGUGUGAUCGUUACACCGACUCAGUACAGAUAUUAGACUGUGAUGGUCACUAUCUGACAGAGAUAGACACAUCACAACACGGGAUAAACAGACCACUGGGCCUGAGUUAUGAUGAGGACACACAGCUACUGUGGGUAGGGGCACACGACAACAACACAGUCAACAUAUACAGAGUGGUAGAUACAGACUCUCUGACUGGUAAGUAAUAUUGUAGUUUGUUUGAUUGUAUUGUAUAAUUAUAACAUCUAUACUAAUUAAUAACUCCAUUAUGUGAGGGGGGUUAUUUAAGAAUAACUAGUUACUGUAUUAGUACAUGUACAUAUA